This is a messenger RNA of Phaethon lepturus (White-tailed tropicbird), 420 nucleotides long. RefSeq names its product copine-2-like. The record is from RefSeq and is a predicted model, not a curated record. NCBI's taxonomy places the organism in Eukaryota, Metazoa, Chordata, Aves, Phaethontiformes, Phaethontidae. Gene Ontology annotation, molecular function: calcium-dependent phospholipid binding. Gene Ontology annotation, biological process: cellular response to calcium ion. The annotation marks the transcript as partial. The transcript is spliced from 5 exons. Gene Ontology annotation, cellular component: plasma membrane.
GACCUGUUUGGGAAGUCAGACCCCUUCCUGGAGUUUUAUAAACCAGGUGACGACGGGAAAUGGAUGCUGGUCCACAGAACGGAGGUGAUCAAGUACACGCUGGACCCCGUCUGGAAGCCGUUUGCUCUGCCUUUCGUGUCGCUGUGCGACGGAGACGUAGAGAAGCCGAUAAAGGUGAUGUGUUAUGACUACGACAGCGAUGGCGGACAUGACUUCAUCGGGGAGUUUCAGACCUCGGCGGCCAGGAUGUGCGAAGCCCAAGAUGCCUUUCCGCUCGAGCUAGAGUGCAUUAACCCCAAAAAGCAAAAGAAAAAAAAGAAUUACAAGAACUCUGGGAUCAUCAUUGUCAAGUCCUGCAAAAUAACCAGAGAUUUCUCCUUCCUGGACUACAUCCUGGGAGGCUGCCAGCUGAUGUUUACU